Perognathus longimembris pacificus (Pacific pocket mouse) is the source of this 2953-nucleotide messenger RNA. RefSeq names its product sorting nexin 8 (gene Snx8). Lineage: Eukaryota; Metazoa; Chordata; Mammalia; Rodentia; Heteromyidae. The transcript has 11 exons. Gene Ontology annotation, biological process: retrograde transport, endosome to Golgi. Bases 9 to 1412 code for a protein of 467 amino acids. The record is from RefSeq and is a predicted model, not a curated record. Gene Ontology annotation, molecular function: phosphatidylinositol binding.
UAGAGGCCAUGAGGGUCCUAGGCGUGUGGCCCGGUACGCCCUGUCCUGGCGGACCGAAGGGGACAAUCGGGGCCCUUCCUGCCCUUGCUGCCCUGCGCCUCACGUCCCGAGCCCCUUCCCGCCCCGGCCUGCCAAUGCCCCAGGACAUCAAGCACAGGCUCGUUGAUUCCAGUCAAAUGCAGCGGCCCCAGGGGAACCCGUUGCUGCUGUCCUACAGCCUGCAGGAGCUGCUGGCCAGAGACACUGUGCAAGUGGAGCUGAUCCCUGAGAAGAAGGGCCUCUUCCUCAAGCAUGUGGAGUACGAAGUUUCUAGCCAGCGCUUCAAGUCCUCUGUGUACAGACGUUACAAUGACUUCGUGGUGUUCCAUGAAAUGCUGCUCCACAAGUUCCCAUACCGCAUGGUGCCGGCCCUUCCACCCAAGAGAAUGCUGGGAGCGGACAGGGAGUUCAUCGAGGGCCGGAGGAGGGCCCUGAAACGCUUCAUUAACCUGGUGGCCCGACACCCUCCGUUCUCCGACGAUGUCAUCCUCAAACUCUUCCUCUCAUUUAGUGGCUCGGAUGUGCAGAACAAGUUGAAGGAAGCAGCCCAGUGUGUUGGAGAUGAAUUCAUGAACUGUAAGCUGGCUGCUAGGGCCAAGGACUUCCUCCCAGCUGACAUCCAGACCCAGUUUGCCAUGAGCCGGGAGCUGAUCCGAAACAUCUACAACAGCUUCUACAAGCUGCGUGACAGGGCGGAACGGAUGGCGUCCCGGGCCAUCGACAAUGCCUCCGAUCUUCUCAUAUUCGGGAAGGAGCUCAGUGCUUUAGGGUCCGACACCACCCCACUGCCCUCAUGGGCCGCUCUGCACCUCAGCACGUGGGGCUCCCUGAAGCAGGCACUCAGGGGCCUGUCUGUGGAGUUUGCGCUGCUGGCCGACAAGGCCGCACAGCAGGGCAAACAGGAAGAGAAUGAUGUAGUGGAGAAGCUGAACCUUUUCCUGGACCUGCUCCAGUCCUACAAAGACCUGUGCGAGCGCCAUGAGAAGGGUGUGCUGCACAAGCACCAGCGAGCCUUGCACAAGUAUGGCCUGAUGAAGAGGCAGAUGAUGAGUGCUGCACACGGUCGUGAGCCUGAGACUGUGGAGCAGCUGGAAUCCCGCAUUGUGGAGCAGGAGAAUGUGAUUCAGACCAUGGAGCUGCGGAACUACUUCUCUCUGUACUGCCUGCACCAGGAGACACAGCUGGUCCAUGUAUACCUGCCCCUCACCUCCCACAUACUUGGGGCCUUCGUGAACUCGCAGAUCCAGGGCCACAAAGAGAUGAGCAAGGUGUGGAAUGACCUGAAGCCGAAGCUCAGCUGCCUCUUCGCUGGACCUCAUGGCACCCUGACACCGCCCCGGUCCCCACAGGAGGAUGGCGUGUGUCCCCACUAGUGCUCGAGGCCUGCAGAGCUCCCUGUGGCCUCACUAAACCCUCUUUGCAAAUGCUGUGGCCUGGCUGAGUCCCUUCAGAUGGCAGCUGGGCCUCCUGUGGGACCAAAGCAGAGGAUCUCCUGCCAGCCCACCUACUGAGUCCCGUGGGCCCUGUUGGUGGUCUUUACUCCUCCCACAUGGCAGGAGCCUGCUGGCCUGUGUGAGAAGCAGGACACUCUGGGAUGGAUUUGGAUCAUUGCCACACAACAGACAGCACAUGGGGCAGCAUAGAGGGAUCCCUGGGUCCUGGAAUGGUGUAGAGAGCUGGAUUGGAGGCUCAGCCAGUGGGGGAGAAAUAAGGCAGUGCCAUUGGGUGAGGAGAUGGUGGUCUCAGGGUGAGAGGUCUGGCUGUGGGUCAGGGUCUGCAGACACUCCUGGCAUAGGGUCACUGCUGUGGUGCUGAAGGCCACUGUCACAUUAGGUGAAUGUGUUACAUUGCUGUGAGCACCACUGGGUCAACUGCCCUUUAGACCAUUUCUUCCUUUCGGGCAGCUGCACUACUCCUCCUGGCCUCCCUCCCACCUGCCCUUCACUCCAGAGGCCAGGGUGGCUCUGCGGGUACCAUGCAGCUUCCUUGGCCCAGGAGCGGGCUGGAGGCUCUGCCCAAGGAGGAGUAGCAGAAAGCCCUUGGAGGACUGUGGGACUCCAUUUUCUCCUUGAAUGGCAGAGGGUCUCCUUGGCCCUCUUCCCAUUGCUUCCUGGGUUGUAAGGCAGGGUCCAACCUCUGCGUCACAGGGCUGCCUGGGCCCAUGACUUCCCUCAUGGAAGACAGUUCUCAGUCACUGUGUGGAACUGUACCACUCCCAGGAGUGUCCCUCCACAUGGUGACAGUCAAGCUGCAGGGCCUGGCCCUACCUGUGCCAAAGGCUGCAGCAGUGCUGAGAACCUCCCCCCCGCCCCCCACCAACUUGGGGCUGAGGCAAGGCCACUUGUCAGCCUGUCUCUGGGACCAAAGGUGGGGGAGCUGUGGCCAGGACCUGGAGUCAGUAGCUACAAGGGCACAAUCCUAAUACUCCCCCAGGUUCUAUGGUCUGGAGGCUGAGGGUGGGGGAGUAGGCGCACCCUCCCAUCCCCAGGCACUCUAGAGGAAGGCCUAAGGAAUUUAGAACAGCAGAGCCCAUGGGCACUUCUGGCCCCAGGCUUGUUCCAGGUGGGGGUAAACGGGUUUAUACACCCUUCUUGGCUAUCCUGCUGCCAUGCUCUGGCUGGACACCAGAGUGUGAAUUUCCUAAGAAUCCUGUUGUCCACCAGGGCAAAGUGGCUGAGUGAGGGGGGUUCAGCUGCAGCCCUGGCUGGCCCCCAGGGUUGGGGGAAUGCGGGCCUGCUUUGCUCUCUCCAGCCCUGGGAAGGCAGCCACAGGAAGCAGCUGUGGGAACCACAGGGACUCUGAGCUGUUGGAGGCCUUUCCUGGGCUUUGUGGAAGCUGGCUCUAUGUAUGAAGCACUUUAUGGGCUGCAGAAAUCAAUUACUACUACACCUAAUAAACUGGAAGUGUUUACAAA